Cuculus canorus (common cuckoo) is the source of this 3870-nucleotide messenger RNA. It is a transcript of the gene PANK2, whose product is annotated as pantothenate kinase 2. Lineage: Eukaryota; Metazoa; Chordata; Aves; Cuculiformes; Cuculidae. Gene Ontology annotation, cellular component: nucleus; cytosol. The transcript has 7 exons. Bases 68 to 1315 code for a protein of 415 amino acids. The record is from RefSeq and is a predicted model, not a curated record. Gene Ontology annotation, biological process: coenzyme A biosynthetic process. Gene Ontology annotation, molecular function: ATP binding; pantothenate kinase activity.
AGUGGCCGGCGGGGCUGCGGCGGUUGCGGCGUUGCGGGCGCCGCAUGGGGCGCGGGCUGCGCUGCGCAUGGAGCCGCUGCGCAAUGGCGGCGGGUGCGGGGCCGUGCGGGGAGCGGACAGCGGAGCCUCGCAGCGCUGGAGCGGCGGCAGCGCGGCGGGGACGGAGCUCCGCGAACGGGGCGGGCCCGGCAGCCGCCAGCGCCGGGACUCGGUGCGCAAGAGCCGCCCGCUUUUUCCUUGGUUCGGCUUGGAUAUUGGAGGAACCUUGGUCAAAUUGGUUUAUUUUGAACCAAAAGACAUCACCGCUGAAGAAGAGGUGGAAGAAGUGGAAAACCUCAAAAGCAUCCGCAAAUACCUGACCUCAAACGUAGCCUAUGGAUCUACAGGCAUUCGAGAUGUGCACCUUGAACUAAAGGACCUUACCAUGUGUGGACGUAAAGGCAAUCUGCACUUUAUACGCUUUCCUACUCAUGACAUGCCUGCUUUUAUUCAAAUGGGAAGCGAAAAAGAGUUCACAAGCCUCCAUACUACCUUAUGUGCCACGGGAGGUGGAGCGUACAAAUUUGAGCAGGACUUUCGCACAAUGGGUGACCUUCAGCUUCGUAAGCUCGAUGAGCUCGAUUGCCUUAUUAAAGGAGUUCUUUACAUUGAUUCAGUUGGAUUCAAUGGACAUUCAGAAUGCUACUAUUUUGAAAACCCGACGGAUGCUGAAAGAUGUCAGAAGCUCCCGUUCAACCUGGAGAAUCCGUAUCCUCUCCUGUUGGUGAACAUUGGCUCAGGGGUCAGCAUUUUGGCCGUGUAUUCAAAAGAGAACUAUAAACGGGUGACGGGCACGAGCCUUGGAGGGGGAACCUUUUAUGGUCUCUGCUGUCUUCUUACUGGUUGCUCCACCUUCGAAGAGGCCCUUGAGAUGGCGUCUCAUGGAGACAGUACCAAAGUGGACAAGCUAGUGCGCGACAUUUACGGAGGAGACUACGAGCGAUUCGGAUUGCCCGGCUGGGCUGUAGCGUCCAGCUUUGGAAACAUGAUGAGCAAGGAGAAGCGGGAAUCUGUGAGCAAAGAAGACCUCGCGAAGGCUACUCUGAUAACCAUCACAAAUAACAUUGGCUCCAUAGCACGGAUGUGUGCGCUCAAUGAGAACAUCAAUCGAGUGGUGUUUGUCGGCAAUUUCCUUAGGAUCAAUACAAUCUCGAUGAGGCUUCUGGCCUACGCUUUGGACUACUGGUCGAAGGGACAGUUAAAAGCACUUUUCUUGGAGCAUGAGGGUUAUUUUGGUGCAGUUGGAGCUCUCCUGGAACUCCUGGAUUCAGCCUGAUUCUGUACAUUGAACCUGUGAAGUCCACGGCACUUUCUGGGUCCUGCAGCUCACGCUUCUCUUCAGAGCAUCCCUCGCUGACUGCCUGACUAGUGUGGGUGGCCAAGUUGGGAAGGAGAGGACUGUUGUGUUUCUGCCCGUAGCAGCUGAUCCUCAAUUGCAACACAGGUUUGUUUGAAAGCAGUUUGUAUGCAGGCACGUUGAUGGCAGCCAGCGGUUCUGUCUGGAGCAUCCGCAAGGCAUUCACGGCUCUGGUUUGUCACCUGUGUGGUGGUGGCAUCAUAAAGGACUUGCACUCCAUUCCCUCCAUCGCGAUCCCUUCGAGUGUUGAUUGUCUCAAAGCUCAGCUGCAGCGUUUUGUAUCCGCAAAGGAAAGGUAUCACAUUUCCAGUGCUGUCUGUAAAGGAGGAGGAACAUCAGCACAGCCUUGGUGGGUAGAAACCAAUCGGAAAGCUUCUCUCUCUGAACUGUACCGUGGGCUCUCGGACACCACUGUGCUGGCAGCGAGGUUUUGUUUCUGUUACUGCAGUUUCUUAGCUAUACGUACAUAUUGUUAGAGGCAAAAGGUGAAGCACAGGUCCUCAAGUGCCCUAGAUCUGCUCAGGCUGAUCCUGGUUUCAGCCUCCUGUACAGAGCACGGGAAUCUUUUGGAGUAUGCGUAGUGUCAGGAGAGUCUCCUGGCCUCCAAGCCUGAGAUCUGCUAACACCAAGUUUAAGAAGAAACUGUAUUGGGUUUCUUUGUUUUUUUCUCUGUUGUAAAACUUGGCUGUGUAUAACCGUACCAAAGAGAUUCCUUCUGUCAGGCACUUGGCAUCUCCUCUGUAAUGUUCUGUUUUAUGUUUAUUAAUUGCUAAACGAGCAGUUCCUGGAGAAAUGUCUCCGUUUUCUUCUGCAAGCUGGGUGGCUGCAGCCUGGAGCCCCGAAGGAUCUCAGGAUGUGGAUUUUGAGGUGGCUUCCUGCACGCUGAAGGAAUGAUCUCAAACCUACCGAGGUGCUGGCAGCAGAGGGCAGCCCAAAAGAGAGAAGCAGCGCUCAGGCGGGCUGUAACCUGAGCUUCUUUCCUGCUCUUUGCAGUUCUUCCCAGGUUGGAUUGUGCGUGAUGACAGGAAUCUUCACCGCAAGGGUGUCCGUGUUCCCUGUGUCUUGCUGCCACUGCCAUUUUUUUCCAGGCAAGGAGCAUGAAGCUGCUUUUCUGAAGAGCCACCGCACCUUCUCUUGAUGCUGUGAGCCAAGUGGAGAUGGCAGUUCCGAGUGUUCCCUGCCAUGCGGUGCUCUGGCUGUCCGGCUGAGUGGCUGUGUUCCAUAUGGACGCUGUCCUUCCGUGUGCGGUGAAGGAGCCUGGUGGAAGUGCAGAUCAUUCUGGUGGGUACAUGCUGGGCUCUGCUUGCUGCCGCCACCUGAGAUCUGAAUCCUCAUGGGGUGCUCCACAGCUCGCUGGGUUCUUGGCGUGGUACCUGCCUCUCUUUGGGGCCUGAAAAGGGAAGAAAACACCAAUUCCAAAGAUGAAAUCUGCUAGAUCAGCUCCUGUGUGGCAUUUCUCUUGGAGCCCAUCUUGUCCUCUCCGUGGGUUCCAGACAGGCACAGCGUAAAGGAAGGCGUUUCCUAAACUGUGGGCCCAGAACUUCCUGAUUUCAUCCAGCAACUUGACAACGACAAUGAAAUGGAACCACGUGGAAGGGAAUCCAUGCUGCAUGCUGUCUGCAGAAGAUGAUGUCCAUGCUUUCCUGCCAGUCCAAGUGAGGCCGUAUCCCGCUCUGCGUUCCGGGUAAUGAGUGUCUUGUAGAGCUGAGGGCUGCAAGCAGGAUAACACAGGAUCCUGGCCAGGUUUGAGGUGGAAAGGGACCUUCAGAGGUUUCCUAGCCCAGCCCCUGGCCAUGGGCAGGGGUGUCCCAACCUGUUUGGGAUCUGUUGGAUCCUCAUUUAUUUGUCAUUCUUGUAUUAAAACGCCUCUGCAUUCGCAUUUCUGAUCGUAGCUUUGCUGGAGCUGACGUGGCUCUGCCACACAACCCACUGCUGUUUCAGUCCUGGCCCCCAGCCCAAACUUCUUCGGUGGAGAAGGAAACAUUCUUCGGCUCUUGGCAGCAUCCAGGUGCUUGGCUCCUGGUUGUCCUGUGCCCACGAUGCCCUGGGCUGGCGUUUGAUCCACCUGAGGCUUUGGCACAGCCCAUGGCACUGCGAGAUGGCACCUCUGGGAUGUUGAGGCUACCCAGAAUUCUUGUCCUACAUAGGAGGCUUUUUAUGGCCUUUGGGAACUGAAGGCUGAGGGAAGGAGGAAGCUAUGUUGGAAUGAAGAAGGAAGUUUUGAGGAGCCGAGGAACAGAACCGUGAAGCCUCCGGCAGCCUGCGAGGAGUCCCUGCCCUGCGUCCCUGGGAGCUGCAUCUCCUCUGCUUUCUUCGUGUUCAUUUUUGGCUCUGCAGCACCUCUUUCUGUGAAUUUUAGGUGGAUCCCGCCUGGUCUGAUGUCCAACACCAAAGUUCCCCCAUGUAUUGUGUGUGGAUGUUUUUGUAAGUUCCAUUUUUUUUCUUCUUGGAAUAAAUUCUCCCAGUUAUUUUUA